AUGGCGGAACAUACCCUUCCCAACGCAUCUAUCAAUAAAAUCCUCAAAAAAAUCCUCCCAGAAGGAAACAAAGUUGCAAAGGAUGCAAAAGAUUCAAUUAACCGAGCCAGCGUUGUAUUUUUACUAUAUAUCACUACAAUUGCAAACGAAAUUUCACUAGAAAAUAAAGGGAAAAAGAAAAAGGCGCAAAUUAUGCCUGAGCAUAUAAUUCAAGCUUUAGAAGAAAUGGAGUUCAGAAAUAUAGCCCAAGCAGUCAAAGGGAUGAGUCCUGCACCAAUAAAGAGAAAAGCGUAA
This is a messenger RNA of Blepharisma stoltei, 294 nucleotides long. The record is from the annotation of a GenBank genome assembly. Lineage: Eukaryota; Ciliophora; Heterotrichea; Heterotrichida; Blepharismidae.